Molecule: messenger RNA, 1725 nt
Organism: Cyprinus carpio (common carp)
Lineage: Eukaryota; Metazoa; Chordata; Actinopteri; Cypriniformes; Cyprinidae
Gene: hdgfl3
Product: HDGF like 3
Biological process (GO): regulation of transcription by RNA polymerase II
Cellular component (GO): nucleus
Molecular function (GO): transcription coregulator activity; double-stranded DNA binding
Source: RefSeq, a predicted model, not a curated record
CCCUAACAUUACACGACGAAGGGAUCGGGCUGUAGUGUUUAAGGAGGAAGAAGACGAGGGAAGAGGUGUUUCUCCAGGCCCUUUCUCUUCUUUCAUUAUUUAUUUCCUUAUUAACUGCGAUCAAAACAUUGAUGGUCGAUCAUCCGCCGCUGAGCUCGAGACCCGCGGAAUAUCGUGCAGUCUUUCUCGUCUGUGAGUGUGUGUGUCGCGAUGGCUCGCCCACGGCCCCGGGAAUAUAAAGCUGGAGAUUUGGUUUUCGCAAAGAUGAAGGGAUACCCGCACUGGCCGGCGAGGAUCGAUGAGCUGCCGGAGGGAGCCGUGAAGCCACCAGCCAAUAAAUACCCCAUCUUCUUUUUUGGUACCCAUGAGACCGCCUUCCUGGGCCCUAAAGACCUGCUGCCCUACAAGGAAUAUAAGGACAAGUUUGGCAAGUCAAACAAGAGAAAAGGAUUUAAUGAAGGCCUGUGGGAAAUUGAAAACAACCCUGGUGUCAAAUUUACUGGUUACCAGGUCAUGCAGCAGCAGAGCUCGUCUGAGACAGAAGGGGAAGGUGGGAACGCGGCUGACGCCAGCAGCGAGGGCGACUCGGUGGGCGAGGAAGAGGAGGGCAAGAUGAAGAGCGACAAGGUCGGAUCCAAGCGGAAAAAAAGCGCAUCCUCAAAGAUGUCUUCCAAGCUCUCCAGGAAGGGUUCGGAUGAAGAUCUGGAGAAGGAUGGGAAAGACGAGCAGAAGAGCGGAUCAGAGGCUGGGGACCAUGACAACAACAUCCAGAACUCUUCAGACAAGACGUGCAGUCAAGGGCAGAAUCUGUCGCUGCGGGAGGAUCACUAGGCGAUCAUCGGAUGACGCUCGUGACGCUGAUAUGUGAUAUUGCAAAUGCAUCUUAUUACGCUGAUCGCUUACAAACUCCCACACAUUAUUAUCUGGUUCAGUCAAACACACACACACUCACACACGUACAGUAAAAAAAAACAACGUCAAGGAGUCACACAAACCACCUUCAUUCCUUUCUGCUGUUUUGAGUUUCCGAUCUCAGUCAUUCCUCUCAUGCCACUCAUUAAUGCGUGUCGUGCUAGAGAUUUCUUUCUUUUGCAACAAACACACUGUAGGUCAGACAUUCGUCUGUUAAACAACUCGGCCAUCUUUCAUGCUUUUAUCAGAGAAAUAAAGAGUGGAAACUGUAGAAAACGUAUGAAGUAUUGUGCACAAACAGAGUUGCGUGCUGUAACUCCAUGUUAUCUCUGUACAUUUGAUUUGGGUGUAGAUUCUAGGAGCUCUGUACUAUUAUCCCAAUGCUAGAGGUACUGCUCAUCUUUUUUAAACGUGAAAUAUCCGUUCGUGUGUCAGUGGGUUGGUUGUUUUCUAGCCUUUCUAGUGGCAUGCUGGCUUCUGUUUCCAUUCCGUAGUUCUGAAGAUGUUCUUCUGUCUGUCCGUUUUGUCAGACAGCGCUGAUCCUGAUCCUGUCUUCUUCCCGACAGAAAACGUGCCCUUGAUUUGUUACGUUUUUAUUUCUUAUCUUUGUUUAUAUAAAGAAUAUAUUCUAUUUAUUUUUGAUGACAGUAGAUGACACAUCUGUGGUAAAUUCGCACUCUCCAAUGUGGUUUUCAUUUUAUUUGUAUUUUUAUUGCCCUCAUCCAUGUUGCAUUUUCAAGGUUUGUAGCUACAUGUAAACUGUUUUCCUGUUUAUUGACAAGAAUUUUACAGAAUAAACUCAUUGGAAUGCAA